Molecule: messenger RNA, 234 nt
Organism: Dentiscutata erythropus
Lineage: Eukaryota; Fungi; Glomeromycota; Glomeromycetes; Diversisporales; Gigasporaceae
Source: the annotation of a GenBank genome assembly
CUUAAUGCGUUAUUGUCAGAACCUUCUUUGAUACUUCAAUAUCUUAGAGCUGCACCUUCAUCGAUAAACACAAAAAAUAAUCAUCAAUCGAAUUCUAAUACGUUUCUUAAGCGAUCACCACAAGAAUUACCAGAAUGUUUAAAGAUUAGUCAAGAUAUUCAAUCAAUAACUACUGAAGCAUUAGUAGAUGCUAUCAAUCUUUUACAAACAUAUCCUUCUUUUUCAACUUACGAA